This is a messenger RNA of Trypanosoma grayi, 309 nucleotides long. RefSeq lists its product as hypothetical. Lineage: Eukaryota; Euglenozoa; Kinetoplastea; Trypanosomatida; Trypanosomatidae. The record is from RefSeq and is a predicted model, not a curated record. Bases 1 to 309 code for a protein of 102 amino acids. The transcript has a single exon.
AUGUGCAGCUCUUUGCAGUCGCCGGAAGUCUCUUCCAGAUUGCUGGAGCUUAUGGAGGCCUUUGCCGAGUCUCGUGAACUCAUCACAGAGUCGAGGGAGAGCAUUGGGACAGUGUACGCUGCAGAGGAUAUACGGGACGCGCGGGAGCAGACGGAGAAAACGCUGACGCUCUGGAAGGAGUUGCAGGCCUAUCUGACUGAGCUGGGCGACACCGCCGCAUUGGAGCGUCUGAAGAGGGAACAUGAUGUCAAGAUGGCGCAGCUGCGUGAGGAGCUGGAGGACGUUGAACACGCCACCGUUGAGGAUUGA